Zootermopsis nevadensis is the source of this 1648-nucleotide messenger RNA. RefSeq names its product cytoplasmic dynein 2 intermediate chain 2. Gene Ontology annotation, cellular component: ciliary plasm; cytoplasmic dynein complex. Gene Ontology annotation, molecular function: dynein light chain binding; dynein heavy chain binding. The record is from RefSeq and is a predicted model, not a curated record. NCBI's taxonomy places the organism in Eukaryota, Metazoa, Arthropoda, Insecta, Blattodea, Termopsidae. Gene Ontology annotation, biological process: intraciliary transport.
AAUUCCUGUUGCUAUGGUAACAUGACAAAAGAAAACAAACGUUUACUUAUGGCGGUGUUCGUUUAGAAUCGGUAUUUUGGUAAAAUCAGCUGUACUGAUAAAAAAACGGAACAUAUUUAAAAGGAACAUGUUUUCAGACAAAUCUUUUGAUGUUGUUGGAUUCCAUUCAUGUUGGAAAACUGCCAGAGAAUUUCAGGAUGAGGGAAUCCAAACAACAGCCUCAUCAUACAAUGAGCAGGAGUCACAGUCCACAGUUUCCAAAGGUGCUGAGACACAAACAGACCAUAUACAACCAAACUUGAUAAUGGCUGAAAAUGUAGAUUAUGACAGACUAGCUGCCUUCUUGAAUCGUAUCUACCCUAAAGUGAUUGCUGAACUUGACAAGAUGCAUAUAAGCCAAGCAUUUAAUGGAUAUGAGCCAACAGAAGAUAAUACUGAUGGUGCAGUUAGGAAGUUACAUACUCUUCAAGUGCGCAACACCAAUUCACAGACUGAGAUGAAAGUUAGCAGUCUGUCCUGGAGCUGCACUGGUGCUGUGGUAGCAUUUGCCUGUAGCCAGUCAAAACACGAGAGCUGGUGUGACCAUUCAGGCAAUGUGCAUCUUUUUAACAUUAACAGGCAGGACUUCUCAGACUCAGUGCCAAGCAAAACACUGGAGACCAGGUCUUGUGUGACAAGUCUAAGUGCUCAUCCCUAUGAACCAUCCAUCUUGGCAGGUGGAACAUUUAGCGGAGAAAUUCUAGUGUGGAACCUCCAAAAAGAUGAUGACUGUCUGAUAAGUACCACUGUCACUGUACCUGGUGCUCACAGAGAAGCUGUAAGCCAAGUGUCCUGGGUUCGUAACCCAGAUCCUACUCAACAGCGGCACGUGCUUGUUUCAGCAGGCCGUGACGGGCGUUUAUUAAUGUGGCAAGUGGGAACUCACUCAGGGAGCAUUCAACUGAUCGAAGGGUUUUUCAUCAUGUUGGAACACAUAAAGUACACAGGUCCAAGCAAAGCAGUGCCUUCACCCGUAGGUGGUCCUGAUGUGGAUAUGGAACUGGGAGUCACAUGCUUUAGUUUUGCUGCACAGGACUUGACAACUUUUGUGGUUGGGGUGGACGGAGGUGGCCUACUGCACUGUACCACCAUUGCAACGAAACCUGCACCAGUGCACUCAGAAGUGCCGCUGAAGGAUCCAGUUCUGAACACGUUUGAGAAGCACGAGGGAGCAGUAACAUGUGUAAAGUGCUCUCCACACCAUGCAAAAACAUUCAUAUCUUGUGGAACUGACAAUGAAAUUCGCAUCUACCAUAUGAAUCAGACCGCUCCUGUCCGAGUGAUUUAUGUAGAAGCUGGUGUUGUGGGUCUGGAGUGGAGCCUAGCACAUCCAGACCUGUUUGGGGCAUGGGGCAACAUCUCUGGCUGCGUCAAUUUCUACAACCUGAACAAUGGGGAGAUCAUUCCUUCAUUGCAGCUUCCUGCAUGUGAGAAACCUGCACUUAUCUCUGCUGUAUGCUGCAACCCUCAUAGCCAUCAAUUGGUCGCAGUAGGAGAUGUACAAGGAAAAGUGGUAGUGUGGCAGCAACCUUCUUACAAGGAAGACAAGUAACUGUUACGUUAGUAUUAAAAUUACUUAUGUCAAGAAUUAUUUAAUAAAAUGAUCUAU